GAGCGGCGGCGGAGGAGGAGGAGGAGGAGGAGGAGGAGGAGGCGGGGCCUGGAGGCGACGCGGGCUCGGGCGCAGCGUGGUCGGCCCACUCGGUCCCGCGGCCUACGGACUCUGCCGGCGCUGCGGAGGUACCCUGCGGGGGACGGCCUUUCACCAUGUCACAGCCCGUCAAAAGGAAAGAACCAGCCGCCGUCCAGGAUGUGAAUGAAUCAGAAGCUGAACUCCCCAAGUCUGAGCUCUCGGGGGAGGCGGCAGCGGAGGAAGACACUACGGCCCCCAAACUUCAGAAGAGAAGCUCAACCCCAGAAGGUGAGCCGGCAAACAACCCCGAAAAGGAGCCGGCCAAAGAACCCGAAAAGGAGCCGGCCAAAGAACCCGCCAAGGAGCCGGCCAAAGAACCCGCCAAGGAGCCGGCCCAAGAUCCCGCCAAGGAGCCGGCCCAAGAUCCCGCUAAGGAGCCGGCCGUAGACCCCGCCAAGGAGCCGGCCGUAGACCCCGCCAAGGAGCCGGCCAAGGAGCCAGUCAAGGAGCCGGUCAAGGAGCCGGCCAAGGAGCCGAUCAAGGAGCCGGUCAAGGAGCCGGCCAAGGAGCCGGCCAAAGAACCAGCAAAGGAGCCGGCCAAAGAACCAGCAAAGGAGCCUGCAAAGGACUCUAAGAAGGAAAGUGAUGGCAGCAGUUUGCCAGCGCGCCACUGGCUGAUGAAGUCGGAGCCAGAGAGUCGGCUGGAGAAAGGCGUGGAUGUGAAGUUCAGCAUCGAGGAUCUCAAGGCUCAGCCCAACCAGACAACAUGCUGGGAUGGUGUCCGUAACUAUCAGGCUCGGAAUUUCAUGAGACGCAUGAAGGUCGGCGAAGAGUCCUUCUUCUACCACUGCAACUGCAGACACCCCGGCAUUGUCGGUGUCAUGCGGGUUGUGAAGACGGCCUACCCCGACCACACGCAGUUUGAGCCAAAGGCUCCCCAUUAUGACGCUUCCAGCUCCAAGGACAACCCCAAGUGGUGCAUGGUGGAUGUCCAGUUUGUGCGCAUGACCAAACGCCUCAUCCCUCUGGCCGAGCUCAAGGCCUAUCACCUGGAGCACAAAGCCUCAGGGGGACCCUUGAAGGCCCUGGCCCUCUUCACGCGCCCGAAGCUCAUUGUUCAGCCCGUGACACCAGAGGAAUUUGAGUUUAUUGUGAGCCUUGAGGACAAGAAGCCAACUUAACAGGAUUCAGCUGGAAACAUUUCGCUCAAAGCAAGACUGCUUGGCCCAUCUCUCCAGAGGUGAGGGGCCUUGCUGGUUAUUUCCUUUGCUGUGUGUAUGUCUGAUCUUUUUAAUAAAAGUGUCCAGGUACAA
Messenger RNA from Ornithorhynchus anatinus (platypus), 1334 nucleotides. RefSeq names its product thymocyte nuclear protein 1 (gene THYN1). Gene Ontology annotation, cellular component: nucleus. The transcript has 8 exons. The record is from RefSeq and is a predicted model, not a curated record. NCBI's taxonomy places the organism in Eukaryota, Metazoa, Chordata, Mammalia, Monotremata, Ornithorhynchidae. The coding region runs from base 156 to 1202 and encodes 348 amino acids.